AGAAUGGCGAACGCUUAUCUGAUAAAGAAAUGGACAAGACUGCAUAAAACUUUUGACCUGAACAAAGACAACUUGUUAACAGUUGAUGAUGCCUUUUUGUUUUCAGAUAGAUUUAUUGAAAGCAACAAACUGAAAGGUGAGCAGGCAACAGAAUUCAAGACCAAAUUUGUCAAUUUCUUUCGAGAUUUUUUCUUGAAAGGAGAGGAGAAAAUCACGGAGGAUAGAUUCGUUCAAAAGAAGACAGAGGAAUAUCAAAAAGACGGGAACGAAUUUGAGAAAUCCGUCAGAAAGCAUAUGUCUGUACUGGUAUCUAUCACGGAUGUUAACAAAGAUAAUAUGAUAUCUAAAGAAGAGUUUAUUGAGGCACUUAAAGCAAUGGGAUUGGUCACUUUUGAUGAGAAGUAUUUUAGCGCAUAUCCCCAAAUUAAACCAGGCUUCAUAGAAGCUAAUCUAUUUCUACAAAGUUGGGUUGAGUAUUGCUGUAACAGUGACGAUACAAAUGUCAGUAAUUUGGAGAAAGCUCGUCUUUAUGGAUUUAGAAUGAUUGAUUCUAUUUAAAGAUC
Mytilus trossulus (common blue mussel) is the source of this 563-nucleotide messenger RNA. RefSeq names its product sarcoplasmic calcium-binding protein-like. The coding region runs from base 4 to 558 and encodes 184 amino acids. The transcript has 2 exons. Gene Ontology annotation, molecular function: calcium ion binding. The record is from RefSeq and is a predicted model, not a curated record. Lineage: Eukaryota; Metazoa; Mollusca; Bivalvia; Mytilida; Mytilidae.